Molecule: messenger RNA, 1412 nt
Organism: Limulus polyphemus (Atlantic horseshoe crab)
Lineage: Eukaryota; Metazoa; Arthropoda; Merostomata; Xiphosura; Limulidae
Gene: Su(var)205
Product: chromobox protein homolog 1-like
Exons: 5
Coding region: 257-850 (197 amino acids)
Biological process (GO): negative regulation of transcription by RNA polymerase II; chromatin organization
Cellular component (GO): nucleus; pericentric heterochromatin
Molecular function (GO): chromatin binding
Source: RefSeq, a predicted model, not a curated record
AAGAAAGGGUAGCCAAGAGAGUAACGAGUCGAGUUUUAGCGAGAAGAAUCUAAUACAAAGCAUUAAAGUCGGUGUAACUAGAAGUGCCAGUUUGUUUCUUGUGUUUCGUUCAAAUAGCUUUUAGGUACAUUUGACUAUAUUUAUCAUAUGAGUAGCAAUAAUGAAAACUUUUAAUUUGCUGAUUUAUAUCAUAUUGUAAUAAUUUAAUUUUAAUAAGUAAAAUAUAAAAAAAACUGGAUUGUUGCAGGCACUGUGAAUGACUGAACCCGGUAUUUGUUUUGAGCCCACUAUGGGGAAAAAGAAACAGAAGGAAGCCAGCCCUCCCCUAGAAGAGGAGGAGGAGGAAUACAUUGUAGAAAAAAUUCUGGACAAGAGAAUGCGAGGUGGCAAAGUGGAGUAUUUUUUGAAAUGGAAGGGUUAUCCAGAGUCUGAGAAUACUUGGGAACCCGAAGGGAAUCUUGACUGUCAAGAACUUAUUGCAGAAUAUGAAGAGAAGAGGAAGAAAAGUGGAGAAGAUAAAAAAGAUUCUUCAGAUAAAAAGCGAAAAGUGAAUGGAACUGAAGGGUCUGAAACCUCACCUCAAAAGAAAAAGAAAAAACUCGAGGAGGAUAACAGACCAAGAGGAUUUGAUAGAGGUCUUGAUCCUGAAAGAAUAAUUGGAGCAACAGAUUCAAGUGGAGAACUCAUGUUCCUUAUAAAAUGGAAAGGCAGUGACGAAGCAGACCUUGUGCCUGCUCGACUAGCGAAUGUCAAAUGUCCACAAGUGGUUAUUCAGUUCUAUGAAGAAAGGUUGACAUGGCACACAAGCUCCAGUCACGAGGAAGAGGAGAAGGGGGAGAAGGAGUCAUAAUGAUGUUCAUAUUCCAUAUAAUUCUUCAUCAUUAAUAUAGGUGCACCGUAAAAAACAAAGUUUUUUUUGUAGUGUUUGCAUAUUGAAGCUUGUUCAUUACCUAGAAUUCUCUGCUUUUUAUUUACUUUUUCUUGAGCGUUAAUAUCCAAAAAGCCAUAUAUUUGAAGUUGUUGUUUUUACCUUCAUUCUUGUAUGUUUGUCAGCAUCGUGUUAACUUGUAAACACUAGAGAAAACUUCAUAAAACCCUAAAGUGUUCAAAGUUUUUAUCCAUUGAAUUGAAGCAAAAAAAUUUGAUGGUACAGAAUGUUUUUAAAAUAUAAAAAUUCAACCCUGUUUCUCACCUCCAAAAAAAAAUGCAGCUAACUUGUAUAUUUGUUUUAAUAUUUUGUUUGUUUAAUGUGUUAUCAUUCAGGCUACUGAAAAACUGUAUGUUAGAAAAUAGAUUUACUGUAUCUUUACCAGUACCACCUAGUGCUGUUCCUUUGGCCACAAAAAAACUACUGUGUUAAUCCACAUUUCAGUUAAUAAAUCACCAUCAGUGUAAUAUACCAUUUGAGAACA